UUAAUCAAAGAAAUUCAAAAUGGCGCCGACUCCCCCCGCCGCCAUCUUGAGGCGCGGCGAUGCCGUAACACAAGAUGGCGGCACCCAGAGGACGCCUCCCGCUGCUGUUUCGAGCCGCGUUUCAAACCGAACCGGGACCAAACCGAGCGCGACGGCUUCGCCGGCACCGAUUUCACCCCCGAGACCGAUUUGAGCUCCCGAGAAACGAGCGGGAGGCGGAGAUACAAAGGGCAAAGGGAGCCGCCAUGUUGUACGGCAAGUGGAAGAUGGCGGCUCUUCCUCUUCCGCGGGCGCCGCCAUGUUGUACGGCAGGAGGAGUCUGAGGCGAACUUCCGGUUCCGGUGGGGGAGCGGCCCCUCAGCGGUGGCGGAGCGGGGGCUCCCCCCAUCCCAAACACCCCAAAAAUUCCUUAAAAAUUCCCAAAAAAAUGGAUUGAGGCCCCUCCCCCCCCUUGGAUGGACCCCUGGAAUUUGGGGGGAUCCCAAAAUGGGGGAUUCGGAAAAUCCCGGGAAUCCCCCCAAGGAGGAGGAGGAGGAGGAGGAGGAGGAAGAGGAGGAGGAAGAGCUGGACCCCCGGAUCCAGGAGGAGCUGGAGCACCUGAACGAGGCCAACGCUGAAAUCAACCGGGGGGAGCUGGAGCUGGAUGCCGCCCGUUCCCGCUAUCGCCGCAUCCUCUCGGACUCGGCGCGGAAGCUGAACUCGCAGGGCUCCCAGCUGGGCACCUGCAUCGACCGCGCCCGGCCCUACUACGAGGCCCGCAGGAGAGCCAAGGAGGUACUGGGUUUGGGGUAAAAUCUGGGGAAAACGGGA
Pyrgilauda ruficollis (rufous-necked snowfinch) is the source of this 810-nucleotide messenger RNA. RefSeq lists its product as uncharacterized. Gene Ontology annotation, biological process: intracellular signal transduction; negative regulation of protein tyrosine kinase activity. The annotation marks the transcript as partial. Gene Ontology annotation, cellular component: cytoplasm. Lineage: Eukaryota; Metazoa; Chordata; Aves; Passeriformes; Passeridae. The record is from RefSeq and is a predicted model, not a curated record. Gene Ontology annotation, molecular function: protein kinase inhibitor activity. The transcript has 5 exons.